Messenger RNA from Drosophila melanogaster (fruit fly), 6041 nucleotides. RefSeq names its product cyclin T (gene CycT). The transcript is spliced from 4 exons. NCBI's taxonomy places the organism in Eukaryota, Metazoa, Arthropoda, Insecta, Diptera, Drosophilidae. Gene Ontology annotation, molecular function: cyclin-dependent protein serine/threonine kinase regulator activity. The record is from RefSeq and is marked reviewed. Bases 1587 to 4241 code for a protein of 884 amino acids. Gene Ontology annotation, cellular component: nucleus. Gene Ontology annotation, biological process: regulation of transcription by RNA polymerase II.
CAGCCCUGCCGACGGCCAUACUUGAAAAUACAUUUUUUUCUGCAAAGUUUGUCAUUGUCACUGUGUGAAUGGAAUCUGUGAUGUGUUGUGGAAUUAAAAACGUCGAGUAAACGACCCGUAAUGGUUAAAGUGCCCGGCGAAAGCAGUGCGAAUAACUAUGAAUUGAUACGAAAGUUGCAUAACACGUCGCCUGGUGUCGCGGUUAGUGUGUUUUUCGUCUCGUUUCGUUUCCGCCGCAGUCGCAGUUUCCAGAAAACCUCACCACACCAUACCAUCUCCACCACGCACACACACACACAAACAAACACGCAGAGACGCGGCGGCGGAAAAAGUGUGCGGACCGCGGAUUUAACCCCUCGUUCCAAACCCAAAUUGGAGUCUCCCAAAAACAGCGAAAUAUCGAGUGUGGCUUAGCCGAUGUGCCGUGCGAUCCCCACUGCCCCUUCCGUACCGCUGCCACCCCCGCCACAGCAGCAACGCACACGGAUACGGACACAGACACCAAUACCAGCGCACUCAAGCACGGCCGACAAAGAAAGAGCGCUCUCCCUUCCUCUUCGUACAGUUAGUUCCUACAGCUGAAUCAGCCAAAAGGGAAUUACUAGGUCCAUUCCGAGGCGCAGUUUGCAUGUGAAACGGAGGUCCCCGCAUAACCACGCGGAACCCGAAAUCCCAGAUCCCCAUCUCCGCUGCACGGAUAAAGGAAACAUACAACCAUGAGUCUCCUAGCCACGCCAAUGCCCCAGGCGGCCACCGCCUCAUCUUCUUCAUCCGCCUCCGCGGCCGCCUCGGCCAGCGGGAUUCCAAUCACCGCCAACAACAACCUGCCUUUCGAGAAGGACAAGAUCUGGUACUUCAGCAACGAUCAGCUGGCCAAUUCGCCAAGCAGAAGAUGCGGCAUCAAGGGCGACGAUGAGCUGCAGUACCGCCAGAUGACCGCCUAUCUGAUACAGGAAAUGGGUCAGCGUCUGCAGGUGUCCCAACUGUGCAUCAACACGGCCAUUGUGUACAUGCAUCGGUUCUACGCCUUUCACUCCUUCACCCACUUUCAUCGCAACUCCAUGGCGUCGGCGAGCCUCUUCUUGGCCGCCAAGGUAGAAGAGCAACCGCGGAAGCUGGAGCAUGUUAUUCGGGCCGCCAACAAGUGCCUGCCGCCGACCACCGAGCAGAAUUACGCCGAACUCGCCCAGGAGCUUGUGUUCAACGAGAACGUGCUCCUGCAGACGCUGGGCUUCGAUGUGGCCAUCGAUCAUCCGCACACGCAUGUGGUGCGCACCUGCCAGCUGGUCAAAGCAUGCAAGGAUCUGGCGCAGACAUCGUACUUCUUGGCCUCGAACAGGUAUGGCUAGCAAUGCGCUACUCUAUGGUGUAAUCCCUCCUAGAGAUCGCCCCCAACGCAAAUACGGCUGUGGUAUAAGCAAUGUGUGUGUGUGUGCGGGUGUGGUGUUGGCCCAAUCCUCCCCAGAAAGUGGUCAGGCUGUAGAGAGUUCGAUCCCUGACUUUUUGUGGCUAAAAUCUUUGGGCAGUUCUUUUACCUGCUUAAUUCCUCGCUUAUAGCUAACAAACCCAGCCUGCAUCUGACCUCGAUGUGCCUCCAAUAUCGCCCCACGGUCGUAGCCUGUUUCUGCAUUUACCUAGCCUGCAAGUGGUCCCGAUGGGAGAUCCCCCAGUCGACCGAGGGCAAACACUGGUUCUACUAUGUGGACAAGACGGUCUCGCUGGAUUUGCUAAAGCAGCUGACAGAUGAGUUCAUCGCUAUCUAUGAGAAGAGCCCGGCCCGUCUGAAGUCUAAGCUUAACUCGAUCAAGGCGAUCGCCCAGGGAGCCAGCAAUCGGACAGCUAACAGCAAGGACAAACCAAAGGAGGACUGGAAGAUCACCGAGAUGAUGAAGGGCUACCACUCAAACAUCACGACACCACCAGAGCUGUUAAACGGCAACGACAGCCGGGAUCGGGACCGAGAUCGUGAACGGGAGAGAGAGCGGGAACGGGAUCCGUCGUCACUACUGCCGCCACCGGCUAUGGUGCCGCAGCAAAGACGACAGGAUGGUGGCCAUCAGCGCUCGUCCUCAGUGAGCGGAGUGCCAGGCAGCAGCUCUUCGUCGUCUUCCUCCAGUCACAAGAUGCCAAAUUACCCUGGUGGCAUGCCGCCCGACGCUCAUACGGAUCACAAGUCAAAGCAGCCGGGCUAUAACAAUCGAAUGCCCUCAAGUCACCAGCGUAGUAGUAGCAGUGGACUCGGUUCCUCGGGAAGUGGCAGCCAGCGCAGCAGCUCAUCCUCGUCGUCUUCAAGCCAGCAGCCUGGCCGACCGUCUAUGCCCGUGGACUAUCACAAAUCCUCUCGCGGCAUGCCGCCGGUAGGCGUGGGCAUGCCACCUCACGGCAGCCACAAGAUGACUUCGGGCUCCAAGCCCCAGCAGCCGCAGCAGCAGCCGGUCCCACAUCCAUCCGCCUCUAAUUCCUCUGCAUCGGGCAUGUCCUCCAAGGAUAAAUCCCAGAGCAACAAAAUGUAUCCGAACGCACCGCCGCCAUACAGUAAUAGUGCCCCUCAAAACCCGCUGAUGUCGCGUGGUGGAUAUCCAGGCGCUAGCAAUGGAUCCCAGCCCCCGCCUCCCGCCGGAUACGGCGGCCAUCGCAGCAAAUCCGGCUCCACCGUCCAUGGCAUGCCGCCUUUCGAGCAGCAAUUGCCCUAUUCCCAGAGCCAGAGCUACGGCCACAUGCAGCAGCAGCCAGUGCCUCAGUCUCAGCAGCAACAGAUGCCUCCGGAGGCAUCCCAGCACUCGUUGCAGUCCAAGAACUCGCUCUUCAGUCCAGAGUGGCCAGACAUUAAAAAGGAGCCCAUGUCGCAGUCGCAACCACAGCCUUUUAACGGUUUGCUACCCCCUCCUGCGCCUCCCGGCCACGAUUACAAGCUAAAUAGCCAUCCGCGCGACAAAGAAAGUCCCAAGAAAGAGCGACUAACGCCAACCAAAAAGGAUAAGCACCGUCCUGUCAUGCCCCCAGUGGGCAGUGGGAACAGUUCCUCCGGCUCGGGAUCAUCAAAGCCGAUGCUACCGCCUCACAAGAAGCAGAUACCCCAUGGCGGGGACCUGUUGACCAAUCCUGGAGAGAGUGGAAGCCUAAAACGGCCCAACGAGAUCUCGGGAAGUCAGUAUGGACUAAAUAAGCUGGAUGAAAUAGAUAACAGUAAUAUGCCUCGAGAAAAGCUUCGCAAGCUGGACACUACAACUGGACUACCAACUUAUCCGAAUUAUGAGGAGAAACACACGCCUCUGAAUAUGUCCAACGGAAUCGAGACAACGCCGGAUCUGGUGCGCAGUUUGCUAAAGGAGAGUCUGUGUCCAUCGAACGCUUCGCUCCUGAAACCGGAUGCCUUGACUAUGCCUGGCCUGAAACCACCGGCCGAACUGCUUGAGCCCAUGCCCGCACCAGCGACAAUCAAGAAAGAACAGGGAAUAACUCCGAUGACCAGUUUGGCUAGUGGGCCCGCACCCAUGGAUUUGGAAGUACCCACUAAACAGGCCGGAGAGAUUAAGGAGGAAAGCAGCAGCAAGUCCGAAAAGAAAAAGAAGAAGGAUAAACACAAACACAAGGAGAAGGACAAGUCCAAGGACAAGACGGAAAAGGAGGAGCGUAAGAAGCACAAGAAGGACAAGCAGAAGGAUCGUAGCGGCAGCGGUGGCAGCAAGGACAGUUCUCUUCCCAAUGAGCCUCUGAAGAUGGUUAUCAAGAAUCCCAACGGCAGCCUGCAGGCCGGUGCGUCAGCUCCCAUUAAACUUAAGAUCAGCAAAAAUAAGGUUGAACCCAAUAACUACUCUGCAGCGGCGGGUCUGCCUGGCGCAAUCGGAUAUGGCUUGCCUCCAACUACGGCUACCACCACAUCCGCUUCGAUCGGAGCAGCUGCUCCUGUUCUGCCUCCUUAUGGUGCCGGCGGUGGUGGCUACAGCUCAUCGGGCGGCAGCAGUUCCGGUGGCAGCAGCAAGAAAAAGCACAGCGAUCGUGACCGCGACAAGGAGAGCAAAAAGAAUAAGAGCCAAGACUACGCGAAGUACAAUGGCGCUGGUGGCGGCAUCUUUAAUCCCCUUGGCGGUGCUGGCGCCGCACCCAAUAUGUCUGGAGGAAUGGGCGCCCCCAUGUCUACUGCUGUACCACCAUCCAUGCUGUUGGCGCCCACCGGUGCAGUACCACCCUCUGCCGCUGGGCUGGCACCGCCUCCCAUGCCCGUCUACAACAAGAAGUAGUGGUAGCGGUCAGAGGGUUAUUCUUAAGUCGUACGUUUUGAUAUAUGUAUAGAACCUCAGUAAGUCCGAUUGUAGUAUAGUUGUUAGGAUUGUUAGUGAGAUGCAUUAUUGAUUUUAGUUAAGCACAUAGAUAAAACUCCAAAUUGGAAGUGAAACCGGAUGCGCAGAUCGAAGAAGAGUGGAAGUAGAUGUCGCGAUGGGGCUGGACGUAAAAGCAGUACUCAAAUCGCGAAAACUUUUGUACAGCAUUAAUUAAUUUAUAACUAUAAUAAAUAGCAUACAUAUAAGCCCACAUACAUAAAAAUACGGAAUAGUUUUAAGCGAAUUGUUGGCAAACGGAAUCAGAGACCCAAGCAGAAAAUUCACAGAGAGCAGCAAUGGCCGUCUAGCGUUUAAGUUAGCAAAUCAAAUACCCGUUUCACACACUCUAACCUGUAUAUAGCCACUCUCACAAACACACAAUCAAGAGAUAUAUAGUACAGACUUCCGCUUAGCAAAUAUACUAAAUACGGCCCCAACUAAAUGCAAGCCAGAGAGAUAGAAAGAGUAAGAACUUCAAAAUAAUCCCCACAGAGGAGCAUAUAGUUGUGGCAGAGGAUAGGAGAGUAAAUGGAAAGCCAGCGCUUUGAUUCAAAAUUGAAGACGCCAAACCACAUAAUGAAUUAUUUAAUUAAUACAUAGUUGCUAAUCCGAAAAUGAAUGAAGAUGUUUAUUUUUAGUUAGCAAAGUUUUCCCUUCCUUUCUGAACGAUUGCCCGAUUACUAACCGUGUUUCAAUAUAGUUUUCGACACCUAGCAAUAUAUACAGUAGUGUAUUUACACUUUUCAAUGAAGAUAAGUAAAAAGAUCGGAUUGUUUCAGCGGAUGAUAUUAUGUUUCAAGAUCGCCUGGAACGUUGACGUAGCUUUCAUUUGUUUUAAUUUAUUUUUUAAAUAGCAUUACAAAACAAAUUACCACAACAAAAAAAAAACCAAAACAAAAACAAAUAAUAAAGUCCCAAAACAAAAACGGAAUAUGCAAACAAAAAAGAAACCCAAAACUAAAUUUUGGAUAAAACAAAAGUUGUUGUGCAAGAAAACAAAAAGUUUUAAAAUUAUGUAAAUGCAAGCGAAAACGUUGCAAGCAAACUAAGCUAAACGAACGAAAAACUAACAGAAGGCUAAACGAGGAGAAACAAAAGUUAGGCAUAUAGAAAUCUAGGCAUGAUCUAUAUAUUCGAGGCGAAAAUGAGAAUGAAAUGAAAUUUUAUGUAAUUUUCGACUAAGGCAAAGGUUAAGCGAACGUUGCGCGUUUUUCAAAACUAUUCGUACUCGUAUAUUCGUAUUCGAUUUCUCUACUACUGCAUUAAGCUGCAAGCAUAUAUAGCUCUAAACACACCACACAUCCAUUCACACACCAUCCAUCCCAUGCAGUCGAGAAACGUAUUCUUUAAGUUGGGAACCCGAGAAACCCGUUUUUAUAAUCGAUCGAAAGAAUGCGCAAUUUGCGUCUAAGAUUUGGAUUUCCCUUUAUAUACUUAUUCUUGGCCCCUUUUACCACACUCCCCGCCCACGCCCAUCCCCACCCCUCGCCCCUCCUAACUUAAGUUUUUGUACAUACUUGGAAAGCAAAUGGAAAACCCGCCGCUCGGGUGGCGGGCAAGUGUCGGGUUUCAUUGGGAUUGUUUGGUUGUGCGUUCGAAUAUGAAUUCACUCGUCACUUGCACGCCCCCACGAGGGCACAAAUAAAAAUCUUCAAAACCCCGCAAAAUUCUAAACAAAAAACUAUAAAAAUGCAAAAAAUAAACAACAAAAAAAUCAGG